Molecule: messenger RNA, 8031 nt
Organism: Salvelinus fontinalis (brook trout)
Lineage: Eukaryota; Metazoa; Chordata; Actinopteri; Salmoniformes; Salmonidae
Product: zinc finger protein 892-like
Exons: 2
Coding region: 123-2177 (684 amino acids)
Biological process (GO): regulation of transcription by RNA polymerase II
Molecular function (GO): RNA polymerase II cis-regulatory region sequence-specific DNA binding; DNA-binding transcription factor activity
Source: RefSeq, a predicted model, not a curated record
GUGGUAGCUAGUGGAAACCCCAAGCGGUCCUCAGUCGCUAUUCAUUGACGUCGCGGUAUUAUGUACUGUACUUUCCUGCUUUCAUUUUUUCUUGUAGCUAGCCUGCUAGCUAGUUGACAACAAUGGGCGAUAGUGAGCAGGUAGAGUGGACGUUUAUGAAAUUAUACCUUAACGAUAUUGGAAACGCUCUUUCAGAAAAAUCUGGAACAUGGAUGUCGAAAAGAAAACCGGCUGCCUAUCAUGAAGAACAACAGACAGGGGUGACACCCACUCAAAGGUUUGAGAGGCAGCUGAGAACUCCCCAGAGAAACUCCAAGUGGCAAAGUCCCAGGACGCAUUCUAAACAACUGACAGAAGAAGAGAGGGGGUUUUCUCCUGUGUCUGGGUCUGGGGAGGAGAGCGACAAGGAGGCCUCCCCCCCAAAAAGGAGGACCACAAUAAGCAGCUCCAAAAAGAUAAGAACCAAGUCUCACACAAAGGAUUAUGAUGACUGUUCUGGGACAGAAUCUGGCGAGCAGCCAGAGAAGAGCACACAAAGCAACUCAAAAAAGGAAAAGACUAAUACUCACUGUAAGGAGGAGGAUAAUGACAACUUGUCAGACAAAUCAACUGUGGUGGCUUCCCCCAGAAAAAGGAGCAGGCAAUGUAGUGACUUCAAUGUAUUUGAAGCAGAGGCUGAACCAUGUAAUACUGUGUCUGAGCCUGAGGUGGAGGUAGUUGUGGAGGGGGAGACUGGAGUGGCGUCUGUUUCUAAGAGGUGGAAACAGUACAACCCCCCCAAAAUAACUAAGCCUCAUGCCGAGGACAAAGCUGAGAGUGAACAUUAUGAGUUGGUAGAACAGGCUGAAGAGACUCCCAUUAGAAAAAAACUUAGCAAGUCUAAAAAGGUAAGAACGAGGACUCCCUCUGAAGACGUGGGGGAAGAUGAAAGUGACCACUUUGAGACGAAAGGACAUGCUGCAGCUGAAGACACUACCCUCAGAAAAAAACAGAGGUCGAUGAAAUCUAGAAAGAAGAGAUCCAAGAGUCCUUCGAAGAAGGCCAGAGAUGCAGAGAGUGAUGAUGAAUCAGGCAAACAUGUUUCCAAGACUCUGCCUAAGGACUUACAUGAAGAAGAGAGUGACCAAGAUGCUGAGACUCAGUCUAAGAACCUCAGUGAGGAGAGUGACCAGGACUCCCAGACGGAGCAUAAAGGCUUAGGUGAAGAGGAGUGGCACCGUUCUGACCAUCCAGAGGAGGAGACAGAACAGGAGGUGUUACCUGCAAAGAGAGAAAGAGGACCCAAGAGCACGAAGACUGUGAAGUCAGAUUCCAACUCUGACUCUGAAAAUGUCACUGUUAAAAACAAAGGCAAAAAGCAAGGUGCCAGGGGUUUGAAGGCACCAAGAGUAAGAUUUAGACCACCUAUAGAGAAAAAGAAAAUGGUGAAAAUACUUCAUAUUUGCAGUUUCUGUGAAAAGGUCCUGCCAAACAGGGAUGCUCUGAGUAGGCACCUUCAGCGUCACACAGGGGAGAAGCCUUACCACUGUGAAGAGUGUGGCAAAGACUACGGCAGCAAAAACACCCUGAAGAUUCACAAUAUGCAGGUUCACCACAAGGGGACAAAGGACUUCAUAUGCAAUGAUUGUGGUCAACAGUUUACCCACUUCACGUACCUCAAACGCCACCUGUACUCCCACACGGACAAGGAAAAGAGGCCACACCUGUGCAACGUGUGUGGGAAGCAUUUCAUCCAGAAGUCUCACUUGGACCGUCACAAGAUGAUUCACACCGGAGAGAAACCAUUCAACUGCGAACACUGCGCCAUGGCCUUCAAUCGUCCGGAUUCCCUGCGGAUGCAUCUGAAGCUACACGUGUCGGGUAGUGAGGGGCCAAAUCUGGCAGAGCAAGAGAAGACGAAGUGCACAGCGUGUAAGAAGAGCUUUGUCAACCCAAAUUACCUCAAAGUCCACAUGAGAAUACACACUGGGGAGAGGCCAUACAAGUGUGAGGACUGUGCCAAGAGCUUCACCCAGAUCAGUAUUCUCAACGCGCACCGACGCACGCACACUGGAGAGAAGCCACACGAGUGCAAGGCGUGCGGCAGCUGCUUCACCCGUCGCAAGUACCUGGAUGAUCACAUAGGCAGAAAGCAUGGGUCUUUUGAGCAAAUGAAUGAACAGGAGGAUGAACAAUGAUAACUGAGUUUUUAGGUGUUGUGAUUUAAUGUGUGUAACACAUAAUAUAAAUAUUGAAGAUCAGGCAAGGCUGGACUGUUGCAUAGUAGUUUCUCUUGUGAUGUUGCAGGAUGUUUUUUCCUGUCAUGCCAUGAUAAAAAUACUGUUUUGGCUUUAUAGUGGUGCCCAUUCUGAAAAUGGAUCAUUCCUUUGAAUCUAAACUAAACUUUGAUGGUCCACACAAUUUACUGUAAUGCUUUCAACUUUGAUGGUACACAGAAUUUACUGUAAUGCUUUAUUGGUUUGCAAAAGUAUGUGGACGACUGCUCGUCAAAAUAUCUCAUUCCAAAAUCCUUGGCAUUAAUAUGGAGUUGGUCCCCCCUUUGCUGCUGUAACAGCCUCCACUCUUCUGGGAAGGCUUUCCACUAGAUGUUGGAGCGUUGCUGCAGAGACUUGCUUCCAUUCAGCCACAAGAGCGUUAGUGAGGUCGGGCGCUGGUGUUGGGCGGUUAGGCCUGGCUCACAGUCGUCGUUCCAAUUCAUCCCAAAGCUGUUUGAUGGAGUUGAGGUCAGGGCUUUGUUUAGGCCAGUCAAGUUCUUCCAUACCGAUCUCGACAAACUAUUUCUGUAUUGACCUCGCUUUGUGUACGGGGGUAUUGUCAUGCUGAAGCAGGAAAGGGCCUUCCUCAAACUGUAGCCACAAAGUUGGAAGCGCAGUUAUUGACAGACAAUUUUUACACGCUAGGCGCUUCAGCACUCGGCGGUCCCGUUCUGUGAGUUUGUGUGGCCUACCACUUCGCGGCUGAGCCGUUGUUGCUUCCAGACGUUUCAACUUCACAAUAACAGCACUUACAGUUGACCGUGGCAGUUCUAGCAGGGUGGAAAUUUGACAAACUGACUUGUUGGAAAGGUGGAAUCCUAUGAAAGUCACUGAGCUCUUCAGUACUGGCCAUUCUACUGCCAAUGUUUGUCUCUGGAGAUUACAUGGCUGUGUGCUCGAUUUGAUACACCUGUCAGCAACGGGUGUGGCUAAAAUGGCCGAAUCCACUCAUUUGAAGGGGUGUCCACAUAAUAACAUGACAUACACUAUCAACAAUGUACAGUAAGAUCUAUUAGGUUACAAUUGGGGGGGGGGGGGGGGGGGGUGUCAGUGUGGUUUAUUUGCGUCAUACAUUGACAAAUUAACAAUCAAACUGGAGAAUAGAUUCCAACAAAGUAACAUGACUUUAUUCAUAUUUUCAUUGACAAGUAACUGGGCUGAUACUCAACCAGAUUUUUGUGGUAUUUUUAAACCAUUAAGCUUUAUGCUUACACACUAUCAUUUAUUUGUUAUCCAUGUUGAAUCAAUCGUUUUUUAUACUUAUCAUAAUUUCGAAUUGAUUGCUUGGUGGUUUUUCUUCUUUUGGACUGAAAAAUACAUCUUCAGGCAUAAACCAACUGAAUUGUUUGAAACUAAGUGUAUCUGAUAUUUUCUCCUUGCCAUUACUGAUAUUUAUUAUUUUUUAAUUUCACCUUUAUUUAACCAGGUAGGCCAGUUGAGAACAAGUUCCAAUUUACAACUGCGACCUGGCCAAGAUAAAGCAAAGCAGUGCGACACAAACAACAACACAGAGUUACACAUGGAAUAAACAAACGUACAGUCAAUAACACAAUAGAAAAAAAUCUAUACAGUGUGUGCAAAUGAGGUAAGAUUAGGGAGGUAAGACAAUAAAUAGGCCGUAGUGGCGAAGUAAUUACAAUUUAUCUAUUAAACACUGGAGUGAUAGAUGUGCAGGCUGAAAUGAAUUGGACAUAAGAAAUAACAUCUUCAUACUUUUCUUUCUUUCAACAGUAACUCUGGGAGGUAAAACAUUGGAGAGUGGUAAUUGAGUCAUUCAUAAUGUCAAGAUGAAAAAAAGUUGAAUCUAAUGUCUGCAUGUAGAUAUUACACAGUCAUUGUACCUGCCUAAUAUGCAUAAUAUUGCGUGAAAUAAUCCCUUAACAAUGAAUAGAGUACAUUCCCAAUACAAAUAAGGCUUGUAUAUGUUGACUUCCAUGUAUAAGGCAUGUCCUUUUACUCCGUUAUACUGUAUUUACCAGACACCGUUUAUCUAGUGGGGUGCUGAUCGUGCUGUGCAAUACUGUUUGCUGGAAAAAAAUCAGCCGUGAUUACCACAUCCUGUUCUACGAUACAUAAACCCUAUAAAGGUUCUCGCUGUUAUGUUAUUUGUUGGUUCGACACUUAAUACACUUAAUACUUCCCAUACUAUCUGUCAUGUUGACAGGUUUUGUUAAUAAGAGGGUCCUGUGGAAAUAAAUAGCGUAAUUUGGAAACAGGCUGCAUUCUCUGUUAAUGCCAGUAGGUGGCAGACGUGUACCGUUUCUACUCUGUCAAGAGGUUGAUUUAAGAGCAGCUCAAACUCUUUAAAACAUUGCUCUCUUCCUGACAAUACUUAGCCUACUGGUCAGCUGCUAGAUAAGCAAAAACCACUUGGGCUAGCUAACGUCAGCUACAGUGCCUUCAGAAAGUAUUCAUGCCCCUUAUUCAAAGUGUUAUUGUGUUACAGCCUGAAUACAAAAUGUAUUAAAUCGAUUUUUUUUCUCACCCAUCUACACACAAUAGCCCAUAAUGGCAUUUUUGCAAAUAUAUGGAAAAUGAAAUACAUAAAUAGCUAAUUUACAUAAGUACUCACACCCCUGAGUCAAUACAUGUUAGAUUCACCUCAUAGGCAGAGAUUACAGCUGUGAGUCUUUCUGGGUAAGUCUCUAAGAGCUUUGCACACCUGGAUUGUAAAAUGUUUGUACAUCAUUCUUUAAAAAAUUCUUCAAGCUCUAUCGAGUUGGUUGUUUAUCAUUGCCAGACAGCCAUUUUCAAGUGCCGCCAUAGAUUUUCAAGCCAAUUUAAGUCAAAACUGUUAACUACACCACUCAGGAACAUUCAAUGUCAUAUUGGUAAGCAAAUCCAGUGUAUAUUUGGCCUUGUGUUUUAGGUUAUUGUCCUGCUGAAAGGUGAAUUCAGCUCCCACUGUCUGUUGGAAAGCAGAUUGAACAAGGUUUUCCUCUUGAACAAGGUUUCCCUCUAGGAUUUUGACUGUGCUUAGCUCUAUUCUGUUUAUUUUUGUCUUUUUUACUGGUAGACCAACUGUAAUUUUGCAGAUAGAUUGUGGCUUCUAUCAAUGUAAUUGUCCGUAUCAUGCCCAAUCACCCAUAUAUUUUUGCUAAAUAUAUAUUUUAUUUUCCUUUAUUAUUUUCCCAUAACCCUAACAUCUCUCCCCUAAAUGGAGUAAACUAAUGGACAACAAUACAGUUUAUACAUACUAAAUACAUUUUAAGGACAAGGUACCUUUUACAUUACCGUAAAUUAUAUUUUCUUUUUUGUCCCACUUCAGCUCCCCUCAACUCCUCCCAUCUAGCUGUGAAAACCGUCCAGUUUUGACUUCUACUUCCAUAUAUUUUUUAACUGUGCUGUGAUGUUUCACAAAAGUUCUGAACUUUUCUAUUCCCAUAAUUUCUACAAAUGGUAGAUUAAGAGUAUUGUUAUAUUAUUGAUCAAAUUACUUUGGCUUUUCAAGUCACCCAGCAGUGCUAUUUGCAGAGUUUGCGUUAGGUAAAUGUGAUUUUUCAGCUAUUCAGCUAACCUGCGACCAAAAACAAGCUACGUAUGGGCAGUACCAAAACAAGUGAUCUAAUGAUUCUGUCUCUUCGCAGCAAAAUCUGCAGAGCUGGGAUGGUUGUAUCCCUCAUAUAGAUAACAUUCUAUUGGUUGCAAGGAUUUUGUAUAGUCAUUUAAAUAGAAAAUGUCAAAGUUUUGAAUCCGGCGUUGUUUUGUAUAUCAGUUGUGCAAUGGAAUCGGCACAUCGAAAUAUCCUCCCAAUUACUUUGCAACCUGUAUGGCUCAGCUGUCAAUUUGCUGGUCCUAAAAUGGAACUGGUAUACUUUUUUUAUUAAUCUUUUUUUUUAAAUCAAAUUUUGGUCUUUAAUGCAGGGCCGACAGACACGUUCCUUUUAGCUUCUCCCACUUCCACUUACCUCCUCCAGUUUUUGCGGUAAUGCUGCAAUCAGUUUUAGAUAUAGUUUUGUUAGCUGCAUGUGUGCAGUGGUGGGAAAAGUACCCAAUUGUCAUACUUGAGUAAAAGUAAAGAUACAUAAAUAGAAAAGUCACCCAGUGAAAUAGUACUUGAGUAAAAGUCUAAAAGUUUUUGGUUUUAAAUAUGUAAUUGCUAAAACAUACUUAAGUAUGAAAAGUAAAACUAUAAAUCAUUUCACAUUCCUUAUAUAAAGCAAACCAGAUGGCACAAUUUUCUUGUUGUUUUUUAGUGAUAGUCAGGGGCACACUCCAACACUUGGACAUAAUUUACAAACAAAUAAUUUGUGUUUAGUGAGUCCGCCAGAUCAGAGGCAGUAGGGAUGGAAAGUAUUCAGUCCCCUUGACUUAUGUAAAUUAAGUAUUUAUGUUACAAAAAAAAUUAUACAUUUGCAAAAAUAUUUAAACAAAAAAUGUUUUUGCUUUGGAAUUAUGGGGUAAUGUGUGUAGAUUGAGGAUUGUAUUUUAGAAUAUGGCUGUAAUGUAACACAAUGUGGAAAAAGGGAAGGGGUCUGAAUACUUUCCGAAUGCACUGUAUAUGCAGAAUUCAAUAUAAUUCCAAUGCAAGAACCUUCCCAAAAUGUUGUCUCCUCGCCGAUUUCAACUGCCCCUUAGUCACUUUAUGCUGGCACCGGGUCUGUAUUGCCCCCUAGAUAGCUUGUUUUUGGUUACAAGAAUGGUUGAAAAAUCCCAACAUUAAUUUUAAAUUAACCCUACAAAUAGCACUAUUGGGAGAUUUGGAAAUACAUAGUCAAUCAAUCAACAAUAUAAUACUCUUCGCAAAAAUAUUUUCUGAUGCUGUCUGGUCAAAAAUAGUAUGACAUUGUUGCAGCCCAUAGCAUUCAAUACAAGGGAAGCCAGUGAGCAUUUGGCCUCCCUUGAUAUUUUUUAAAUAAUAAUAAUAAUAAUAGCUAAUCAGCAUUGAGCUAAGCUAGUGAGGUCAGCUGUGAAUGGUCCUGGGGCACCAAAAAAAAAAACUGUCAAGGGAAGCCAGUUUGGAUUUGGCUUUAGACCAAUGACUUCACAUCAGAAUCUAAAUGUCAUUGACAGAAAAGUGUUGCAUCUCGUUAUGUUGUUGUCCUCCAGUGGCCAGCUAGCUGAAAUCAUCCCUUUCCUAAAUUAGCCAUGGAUUGAGAGGGAUUUGGACUUGUGGUUUUACCUAAUUCUCCGUACUGGCCAAUGAUUAUAACAGCGAUUCUAAUCCAACCAUAAAUUCAUACAUUGUGCCCCUGGCCUGAGAGGAUGGAAAUUCAACAUGUAGCUAGAUGUUGUAUGUUAAUGUUAACUAGCUGGCCUGGCUCAUCAUUGACCAUGAAAGGAAGUUUGGCCACCUAGCAAGCAUUUUAGCCAGGUAGCCAAUGACAACAAAAACUACAAGCGUGGAUUGUAUACCAGUCAUAGACUAUUUAGACAACAUGAAAGAGGAGAAUUCCAUUAACGUUUCUCUACAAGCAUGGUGAGUCAACAUGUUUUUUCUACUUGCACACACACACACACACACACACACAGAAAUCUGUACAAUGGACAGCCACAUCAUAUUUAGCUUACAUUGAUUGGACUAAAUCGUUUUUGGUAUCUUUUAGUUGUCACUAUUAGACUAAGCAUAGGUGAUUAGAUGAUGUUGAAGUUGAAAUGGUGCUGGAAUAGUGGAGGCAGUUCCUGUUUUCUUUGUGACUUGCGGUAACUCCGUGGUUCUAAAUCAAUAGUUGUUUAGUAGUAAGAAAAUGUCGGAAAGAUUAACUUGUUUGACCAUGCUGCAGGUCAUGUAACUGCUUGUGACAUGCAAUAAAUUUUGUGGACUUCACCAGACAGA